UCUUCAUCAGCCCGGUCGGCGCAGAACAGUAGGAUGUUAAACCCUAUUUCAGUUCUCACCGGCUAAACUAGAAAAUUACAAUCACGGUGAUUAUAUCAUGAACUUGAAAGCCACACGUGGGAGGAAUAAUCAGGAUAGGAAGACAUCAGUUGAUUAAAGUAUUCCAUAUUUAUAUAAUAAUGAUGAACCUGUUAUACAACUUUCCAGACACACUUCCAAUGGCGAAGAAGAAUCAUACUGAACUCUUUGUAAUCUUACUAGGAGCAUGCUGUUUUUUCUGUCUAUUAUUGGCUUAUAAUGACGUGCAAUAUUCUCAUACAGCCAUUUAUAAAAAUACUUUACAAUCCAUGUUACAAUUCAACAUCAAACAAAAGUGCGAAAAGAAGAAAUAUGUAGCUUUUCUAAAAGUGCACAAGGCAGGGAGUUCUACCGUGUCCAACAUUCUCCAGAGAUUCUCCACGCGGUAUGGACUUAAUCUUGUACUUCCGAAUAAAGAUCGCGAUUCGCAGCCGACAAUGUUCCACGUGAUUGGCCGGAACUACGACAGAUUAAUUCCCUUACCGGAUGACGAGGAUUUUAAUAUCCUGUGCAACCAUGUUGUUUACAACAGACGACAGUUGAAACGCUGGUUCAAAAAUGGCGCCUUUUACACGGCGAUUGUGCGAGAUCCAAAGGAGAGAUUUCUGUCGUCUGCUUUUUAUUUUGGAUUAUUGCAUAAAAUAACAAACGGUACGAAAAUUUCAAGAAAAGGUGUUUUUACGAAUUAUUUACGAAAGCGGAUUAUGAACUCCAGUUCCUCUGACGACCUCAACAUGGCGCAUGACUUCGGGAUCAAAAAUAAAUAUUACAACAAUGAGCAGUAUAUUAACAGAUAUAUUCAGCUAUUGGAUAUAGAAUUUGACCUGGUUAUGAUUCUCGAAUAUUUCGACGAAUCGUUAAUUCUUCUAAAACGUAAAUUAUGUUGGGACAUCCGGGAUAUCGUGUAUCUAGUCGUGAAUUCGAAUCGCAAAAAGGACGAACACGCGCUCAGCGAAGAAGAUUUAAAAAUCUUACGAGACAUUCAGAAACCGGACGAGAUGCUCUACAGCUUUUUUACCGAUCGCUUCUGGAAACAAGUUUAUAACGAAGGUCCGGAUUUUUUUCAAGAGGUGCAGUAUUUUAAAUCUGUUCAGAAACGUGUUCGCGAAUUCUGUGAAACCGGCUAUAUCAAAAGUGAGUUUCUGAAAAUCGAAGCUUCGCGAUGGAACAACAAGUUCCACUUGUUGGUACGAGAUUGUACGUGGAUGAAAACUAGUGAGCUGAAUUUAAAUGACAUAGUAAUGAAACGACAAUGGGAUAAGUAUAAUGCGUUCGUACAGAAUCGUAAAGCAAACCUUAUUAAUGUCGUAUGAUCCAUGGCGUAAUGCAAUAUUAUCUACACCCCGAUUACCCAGACACUAGAGUCACUUGUGGACAAUGUAGUCUUUAUCAUCUGGACACUAUAUUACACAAUCUGAUUAAAUUUU
Molecule: messenger RNA, 1505 nt
Organism: Patella vulgata (common limpet)
Lineage: Eukaryota; Metazoa; Mollusca; Gastropoda; Patellidae
Product: galactose-3-O-sulfotransferase 4
Exons: 3
Coding region: 180-1391 (403 amino acids)
Biological process (GO): glycolipid biosynthetic process
Cellular component (GO): membrane
Molecular function (GO): galactosylceramide sulfotransferase activity
Source: RefSeq, a predicted model, not a curated record